Cryptomeria japonica (Japanese cedar) is the source of this 1979-nucleotide messenger RNA. RefSeq names its product mitochondrial arginine transporter BAC2. The transcript has 3 exons. Gene Ontology annotation, biological process: transmembrane transport. Gene Ontology annotation, molecular function: transmembrane transporter activity. The record is from RefSeq and is a predicted model, not a curated record. Lineage: Eukaryota; Viridiplantae; Streptophyta; Pinopsida; Cupressales; Cupressaceae. Bases 557 to 1495 code for a protein of 312 amino acids.
ACUAGCGGAGAAUUGGAGAGAAAACGACAUUCUAAAUUUAGUUUAGUGUAGUGCAGGCACAGUGCCACCUUCAAAGUUAAUUUUCAUACGUCUGUGUUAAGACGGGUAAGAGAAGAAAGCACGAACCCCCAGUUUUGUUGUCUUCCACAUAUUCAUGCCAUAAGAUGCGUUGUUAAAUCCACAUUUUUAUCAUGUAAUCUAGGCGUAAGAUUCCUGCCAAACUUUUGGAUCUUUGCUCUGAGCACACAUUGCGAGGAAAAGGGUGGUGAAUGAAUGAAUGUCAGUCCAGUUUAAAGCAUCCACAAGCCCACCUGCAAUUCAUACAGAGAUUUCAUCCGGGAACCUGGGGCUGACAAACAUUGACGCACUUUUGCUUUUCGGAUUUUGGAGCGCAUUAUUCAGAAUCUAUUGGAUUCAUAAGAUCUUUCAUCAUUCUGUUGUUGGAAUUAGCGAGUUCUUGCUUUGACUGAGACUGUUGCGCUCGGGAUUGGGAUUGCACAGCGGAGGUUUGCAAAGGUAAUGCGAUUUGGUUUUGUGAGAAGGGAUUUAAGUGACGAUGGAGUUUUGGCCAGAGUUUCUUGCAAGCAGCUGGGGAAGAGAGUUUGUUGCUGGUGGGUUUGGAGGAAUGGCGGGUGUUCUUGCAGGGCAUCCACUUGAUACUCUCAGAAUUCGUUUGCAGCAACCCAUGAAUUCAACAAGGCCUUCUGCUUUGCAAUUGGUGCAGAAUAUUGUCAGUAAAGAAGGCCCUUCUGCUCUCUAUAAGGGCAUGGGUCUCCCUCUGGCUACGGUUGCUUUUCAGAAUGCUGUGGCUUUCCAAGCAUAUGCUCUUCUAUCUCGAGCUUUUGACCAUAACAACAGGACUGAACCUCCCUCCUAUAGAAGCGUAGCAUUGGCAGGUAUAGGAGCAGGAACUAUACAAACUGCAAUUCUUACACCGGUGGAACUUAUCAAGAUUCAACUGCAAGUGAAUACUUGUAGAAGGCCUACCUCAAGUAGUAUUCAUUUUGGUCCCAUUAUGGUGGCAAAAGGCAUUUUACAGAGAGAAGGAAUCAAAGGUCUUUACAGAGGACUUGGUAUUACUGUACUUAGAGAUGCACCAGCUCAUGGUGUCUACUUCUUGACAUAUGAGUAUAGUCGAGAAUGGCUUCACCCUGGUUGUAGAAAGAACUCACAAGAAAGUCUUUCGACAAUGCUUGCAGCAGGAGGAUGUGCAGGAGUGGCAAGUUGGGUGUUUUGCUAUCCAUUGGAUGUUGUUAAAUCCAGACUUCAAGCACAAGGGAAUUUAUCCCCCAAGUACACUGGUAUUUUUGACUGCUUGCAAAAGAGCGUGAGAGAAGAAGGCUAUAAGGUCCUUUGGAGAGGUCUGGGAACUGCUGUAGCACGUGCUUUUGUGGUAAAUGGAGCUAUUUUUGCAGCAUAUGAAACUGCACUGCGUUUGAUUUAUCCACGGUCAGAGGAUCAAGUGCUUGACACUGCAGUUGAGCUAUCCUCGUAAACAAAAUAGUUGAAUUGUACUUAUUCUAUAUUUUAGCAAGAGUCAUUUCCCAAAAUCAAUUUAGCUGCUUGCCUGGCCACAGAAUUGGGCUCACUUUGAAGUUGAAAACUGCAGAGCUGGACAUUGCAAUUCUGUGCUCAAAUUUUAACCGGCUGUUUGGAUAACUAUGAUAAUGGUAAGAAUGAUGGCAACUUGGUUAAAUUUUGCACCAUCACAUUCCUCCCUACUACGUCGGGCCGAAUAACUUGAAUCUCAAGGGCCCUAAUUGUGCACUUUCAGAUGAGCAGUGUUGGGCAGGCCUCGAAUAUAUUCUAAUGUGUCUUGGAAUGUUCUAUUGAUGUGAUAUAUCAUCUAUAGUAUCUCAGUUGCUACUCAUAAAUAUGUUUUCAAAUCUGGUUGCUCCAGUCUUUUUAUUUAUGGAAACUUUAUUCGUACAGUUGAUCUAUUUUAUUACUAUCAAUGGAUGAAUCUACAAUUAUGUUUU